ACUUUUCUUUUUCCCCAUUGUCGGCCUCACUCCAAAACUCAUUCUCAAUCCCAACUCAAAGUCUCAACUUUUUCAACUCUCAAAUCUCACCACAAAACAAAAUCGAAAAAUCCAUUCUCCAGUCUUCAUCAUCCCUCGGUUCUCUGUUCUCCUUCUCCACUCUCUAGUCCGGCGAAGAAGAAACCAUAGGGAGUAGAUUGGCCAGCAGAUCAGCGUUCAUCAUCUCUCCACAUCAAGCAGCAAAUCGACAUCCGGUAGUAGUAGAUCGAUGUCCAGCAGGUAGCAGCAGAUCUUUUCUGGAAAGAAUUUCCCUUCCUCCUCCACUGUGCCUUCGUUCACUGACCUUCAACCAGUAGUCUUCACCCACCGCCAUCGACCUUCACCCAGCAAUCUUCACCCACCGCCAUCAACCUUCACCGGCCAUCCGAGGGGUGCUGUCGCAAAAUACUAUUUUCCUUACUCCUCUAUAGUUAAUCACGCCUCUGUUUCUUCUAUCUGCUGGGCUAAUCUCAAACCACAAGGCCGGGCUAGCCCCAUUACAAAAGGCCCAUGAUAGCCCAUUUCAACAAUGGUAAAGGUGCAGUCCCAAGCUAGCGGCUAUUGGUAGGAGAGGGGGCAUGGAGGUGUUGUUGGGGGUGAAUGGUAUGGUUGUGCGGCAGUUCGCUAUUAAUUUCGGGGUUGAGAGGGAGCUAAUUCAGAUAAGCAGCUCAAUCUGCUCAACUCAGUCUGCAGUCAAUAACGUCACUAACGUUCAGGACUUCCACGCAAACCUGAACGCCACGUUCCUCAAACUCAGGGCGGAGCUCGUAGGCAGCAACAACUUCGCCACGGCUGACGAAGCGCCCGAUUCCGGCCCCACCUACGCCGUGGUGCAGCGCAGAAACCAAGUCUCCCCUUCAGACUGUUUGGCUUGUUUUGACGCUGCUUCCGUUAAAAUGUGGAAAUGCUCCGCCGCCAAUGGGGUCCGCGUCAUCUACGACGGUUGCUCUCUCAGAGAUCAACUCUCUAUGGAAGAUGUCAAGGCAGCCCUGAAUUCAAGAGAAUUGAAGAAGAAGGUGUCCAGAGACAAGAGUGCCAAGCAUGCUCGAUGUUACGAGUGCAAUGAGAUGGGACAUUUCAAGAAAAAUUGUCCCAAGCUCAAGGAGAAGAAAGCUGAAAAAUUCGGUGAUGCCAACAUUGCCAGUUGCAGUGAUAAUUUAGAUGAUGGAGAUUGUGUUCUAUCUGUCUCUACAAACUCCUCCAGUGAGGAAUGGAUUUUAGAUUCGGGUUGCACAUUCCAUGUAUGCCCACAACGUGACUGGUUUGAAACAUAUAAACCAAACACUGGCACAGUGGUUCUUGGUGAUGAUACAGCAUUACCUAUUGUUGGAAUUGGCAACAUCCGGAUCAAGAUGUAUGAUGGGAUGGUCAGAACAUUCGAUGUUCGUCAUGUGCCGGAUUUGAAGAAAAAUCUCAUUUCCAUGAGUGAGCUUGACUCCAAGGGCUACCGAUACUCCUGUGUAGGUGCAGUUCUCAAAGUCUCUAAAGGAGCUCUCGUAAUAUUAAAGGGGAAGAAAGUUGGUGGUCUUUAUUACUUACAAGGAAGCACAGUCAAUGGCACAUGUGCUGUGUCAACUUCAAGCAGUCCAAAUAAAGAUAAAAUUGGCAAGCUAGACUUCUGUGAGCACUAUGUUUAUGGCAAGCAGUGCAGGUUGCAAUUUGGCAAAGAAGUUCAUCGAACUCAAGGCAUAGUUGAUUACAUUCACUCAGACUUGUGGAGUCCCUCACCUGUUGCAUCAAAAGGUGGAGCUGUAUAUAUGUUGAUUUUCAUCAAUGAUUAUUCAAGAAAGGUGUGGGUAUACACCUUAAAGAGUAAGAGUGACAUGUUCCUGACCUUUAAGCAGUGGAAGACGCUGAUUGAGAAGCAGACUGGAAAACAAAUCAAGCGUCUAAGAACAGAUAAUGGUCUUGAGUACUGUAGUGGUGAGUUUGAUACUUUUUGCAAGAAUAAUAGAAUUGUAAGACAUCGCACUGUCAAGAUGACACCACAGCAAAAUGGUGUUGCAGAAAGGAUGAAUCGUACACUUUUGGAGAGGGCACAGUGUAUGCUCUCAAAUGCUGGAUUAUCAAAGGACUUUUGGGCAAAAGCUGUCAAUCAUGCUAGCUAUCUUGUAAAUCGGUCUCCAUCCACAGCAAUUGGAUUAAAUACUCUAGAAGAAUUAUGGUUAGGUUCUCCUGCUGAUUAUUCACAGUUGAGGAUAUUUGGUUGUCCUGUGUAUGCUCACGUUAAGGAUGGUAAACUUAAGCCAAGGGCAGUGAAGUGCGUAUUUCUAGGGUACGCUUCCUGGGUAAAAGGCUAUAGACUGUGGUGUGUUCAGAAGUCACUUCGGUUCCUCAUAAGCAGAGAUGUAACCUUUGAUGAGUCUACUAUGCUCCAAAAAGCAAAAGAGGAGUCUAUAAUUGCAAAGCCAGACCAUGGAGUUAGCAAGCAGGUGGAGUUUGAAGCAAUAACUCCAAAAAAGGCAGUGCGGGACGACAGUAUUAUCCAAGAGAAUCUAGAUGAGGUGCAAGAUCCAGAGCUAACAGAUACUCCAAUGGAGGUGGAGGCACCUAAACAAACACAACAGCAGUAUAAUAUUACUACUGUUAUAGAACCAGUGGAGGCUGAGGAUCCCAACAAUUAUCGGGAAGCAAUUACCAGUAAAGAAUCUCCUUAUUGGCUUGCUGCCAUGACAAAAGAGAUUAAGUCUCUACAUAAGAACCAGACAUGGAAGCUUGUGAUGCCACCAAAGGGACAAAGAAUUGUUGGAUGUAAAUGGGUCUUUAGGAGAAAAGAAGGAAUCCCAGGGCUUGAUGUAAAGACCGCUUUCUUGCAUGGUGAGUUCGAGGAACGGAUUUAUAUGUCUCAGCCAGAAGGGUUCAUAGUCUCAAGAAAAGAAGAUCAUGUUUGUUUGCUCCAAAAUUCCUUAUAUGGAUUGAAGCAAUCACCUCGGCAGUGGUACAAACGAUUUGACAACUUCAUGGUUAAAAGUAGAUUCACUCGGAGCAACUAUGAUAGUUGUGUCUAUCAUAAAAGGCUUAGAGAUGAUUCUUGGGUUUACUUGUUGUUGUAUGUUGAUGACAUGCUUAUUGCUGCCAAAAGCAUGUUAAUCAUUGAUGAGUUGAAGAAGCAGCUUAGUGGUGAGUUUGAGAUGAAAGACUUGGGUGUAGCUAAGAAGAUCUUAGGAAUGGAGAUUCACAGGGACCGCAAGGGAGGUAAAUUUCUCUCUCAAAAGAAGUACAUUGAAAAAGUACUCGAGCAGUUUGGCUUACAUGAAGCUAAGGCUGUGACUACUCCUUUGGGAGCACAUUUUAAGCUUUCAUCAAAUUUGUCACCAGAAAUGGAGGAGGAGAAGAAGUUUAUGGCACGUGUUCCUUAUGCGAGUGCUGUUGGGAGCUUAAUGUAUGCUAUGGUAUGUACUCGUCCUGAUAUUUCACAUGCAGUUAGUGUGGUUAGUCGGUAUAUGGCUAAUCCGGGUAAAGGACACUGGGAAGCUGUGAAGUGGAUCCUCUGGUAUUUACAAGGCACAACAGAUGUUGGACUAGUCUAUGAUCGGAGUGCUAAUCCAAGUGGAAAUGUAGUCGGAUUUGUCGACUCUGAUUUUGCCGGUGAUUUGGACAAAAGGAGAUCAACUACAGGAUAUGUCUUUACUCUCUCAGGGUGUGCCAUUAGUUGGAAAGCUACAUUACAAUCAACAGUCGCCUUGUCAACAACUGAGGCAGAGUACAUGGCAAUUACUGAGGCAGUAAAGGAAGCAUUAUGGCUAAAGGGUUUGGUCAGUGAUCUCAGAGUAGAACAAAAUGAGAUGAUGGUGUUUUGUGAUAGUCAAAGUGCCAUUCACUUGACGAAGAACACCAUGUACCAUGAGAGAACCAAACAUAUUCAAGUUCGGUAUCACUUUGUUCGGGAGGUUAUAUCCAAUGGAGAUGUGCUCGUUGAAAAGAUAUCAACUGACCAGAAUCCUGCGAAUAUGAUGACAAAGCCGUUUUGUACUUCAAAGAAAUUCAAGCCUACAAGAUUUCUUAAUCUUGAAGGGAUUUCUCCAAAUAUGUUAUUACCUCCGAGGCCAAGUCCCAUUAGAGUGGUAGAGAGAUUGGCUAUGGAAUCAGGCAAUCUUCCCGAGAACUUAUUGCGUGCAAGACCUAAUGAUUUCGGAUUGCUACAGUUGGCCAAAGAACUGAAAAAGGCAUCUGGAAUACUACCUCCAAAGUUAUUGAAACGCGCAGAAAAAUAUAUUAAAGAUGUAAGAUUCCCAAGGAAAGGUGGGAUCCCUCCAGUGAAUUGAUUGUCAUGAAUAACAAGAUGUGUAAGCUUGGACAUGGAAGCAAGCUCCACUGGAAGUUUUCCUGUUAACCUGUUGCCAUCAAUGUGGAGGAGAUUGAGGUUGGAGCAACCAGACAAGUUGGGUGGGAGCUUUCCUUCAAAGGAAUUGUAACUCAGAUAUAGCCUCCGUAAUCUGAAUAAACGUCCGAUUUCAGG
Rubroshorea leprosula is the source of this 4498-nucleotide messenger RNA. Lineage: Eukaryota; Viridiplantae; Streptophyta; Magnoliopsida; Malvales; Dipterocarpaceae. The record is from the annotation of a GenBank genome assembly.